GAACCCGGAUGUGACGUGUACAUUGUUGAUGUGAAAGGUCGUGCGUUCCUUUUCGACUUCCUUUCCUGUUAGCGGUGGCCACAGAACAGCACUAACAUGGGCAAGUUCAUGAAACCUGGGAAGGUGGUUAUGGUCCUUGCAGGACGCUAUGCUGGGCGUAAAGCAGUCAUCGUCAAGAACAUCGAUGACGGUACCGCCGACCGACCCUACAGCCACGCGCUUGUCUCCGGCAUCGACCGGUACCCCCGCAAGGUGACCACCACCAUGGGCAAGAAGAAGAUUGCCAAGAGGUCCAAGAUCAAGGCCUUCGUCAAGGUGUACAACUACAACCACCUGAUGCCCACCAGAUACUCUGUGGAUAUUCCCCUGGACAAAACCGUUGUCAACAAGGACGUCUUCCGGGACCCCGCUCUCAAACGCAAAGCCAGGAGGGAGGCUAAAGUGAAGUUCGAGGAGAGGUACAAGACGGGCAAGAACAAAUGGUUCUUCCAGAAGCUCAGAUUCUAGUCUCCAUUGGUUUCACAAAUAAAUGUAUAAAAAAGGCUUUGACUACUGUUUUUAUUCUGACCAUAUAGAUGCUUUAACAAAAAGAAUGGCUGAGUGUAUGAAAUG
Molecule: messenger RNA, 612 nt
Organism: Gadus macrocephalus (Pacific cod)
Lineage: Eukaryota; Metazoa; Chordata; Actinopteri; Gadiformes; Gadidae
Gene: rpl27
Product: ribosomal protein L27
Exons: 5
Coding region: 97-507 (136 amino acids)
Biological process (GO): translation
Cellular component (GO): ribosome; cytosolic large ribosomal subunit
Molecular function (GO): structural constituent of ribosome
Source: RefSeq, a predicted model, not a curated record